AUGUAUCGACUGGCCGUGUCGCUUCUUGCGCUAGCGAGCACCGGCCACGCUGCGGAUUGUCUGCGGGACCAAGAACGCCAACACAGUGAACCAUCGGGCGAGCAGAUCGCCAAGGCAGUGGGUUUGCAGUCGGACCUAGAAAAUAUCUGCGCGGGGAAUUGGAGAGUCAAUGAUGAAGAAAAGCUCACCAAUUCGUUCAAUCAUUGGGCGAUCAUAUAUACGGUGAAGCGCGAAGACAAUACCAAGCCCCUGCAGCAUUGCAUGGCAGCAUUCAACAACAUUCUCGAUCAGUGCGUGAGCAAUGGCAACUAUUGGGGCGGCACCUGGAGCCACGAGGGCGAGACCUACUCCAUUUCCAACAGCGUUAGCCCGGAGAACGGCCUGGCUCCGACGGAUGAGGGCGGCCCCGAUGUGGACUCCGGGCCCCAUCACGGCGGCGCCGGAGCCUUCCGCUUCGGCGACGGCGUUCGCUACCACUACGGCAACCAUCGAGGGACUGACCACCCAUUCCCAGACAACCACAACUGCUGGCGAUCAUGCUACUGUCCUACCGAUUUGCCAGCCUGCGUGGACGCCAAUGACGCCGUCAAAGAAGACCUGUCUCGUUGGACAACUCGAGGCAUCGCCAUUUGGCUGGGUGGCAGCGCGACUAGCGUUAACGAGCUACUAUACAAGCUUCGCGAAACAGUUUGCGGCGGUACAUGCAAGGCUCCGGACGGUGUGGACAGUAAGUAUGCGGCAGUCUACCAGAGCAACGGCGCAUGCGAAGUGUCCAUCGCUGUGUCGUCCGAGAUCGAGGUGUACGUCAACCGUGACACGUGGCCGGACAAUAACAACGAUUUCAACACAAUCUGGCAGCAGUGCUGGGAUAGCACCGAGAACAUCAUCGACAAGUGCGUUGACAAUCGGGCCAAGUCGGGCUGGUGGAACGGCGACCACGUCUACCAGUUCUACCAAGCCGGCGUUCGGCAGCUCAAUGACCCUGAGGCGCACCACACGAAGAACAACAUCAAAAUCGGUUCGUACCUGAUGCCGCCGACAGACGGAUUGUCUUGCGGGAAAGACUGCCAUGGAUUCAUCCCAAACCCGCAAUGGUGCCGAGACAACUGUGGCGCCAGGCUCUUUGCUCGGGGUCGUCGCUGGGCUUCGAGCUCAAAUAAUCCUGGUUCGGCGCCGUUGCUGUUUGCGCGGGCUACGGAGACAGUGAACACUGUCGGGGGCUGCAACCUAAGAUAUGUCUUGCCGGACUACCCUAGCUCUGGAACGGCGGAGAACAAUGCGGCAGUCCAAAAGUUCUAUGACAGAGACGAUACAAAUCACGGGAACGGUAACAACUGCGAUAAUCCAGUGUUGACCGGGCCCGUUGCUAAAGUCAAUGGCCACAGCUAUGACAUUGGCGGACAGCAAGCCUUUGACGACAGUAUUGACCCCAAUGGUGCCGACCCCGUUGCUACGUGUCCCGAUGUCGAGGCCGUCUUUAACCAGCUGAACGCCCAAGGAACGCACUUUACGACCGAAACGGCCGCGCAACAGCUGGGGCGGGCUGUGUCGUGUAGUGGGCCGCAGUGCCCUGACAACAACCGAGUUUCGGAACUGUUCCUGCUUCGUAAGGAGGUCAACGGCAUCAAGAACCGGAUCUUCACUGGCCACUAUACCGGUAUCGGGCGAGAUCCCAAUGACAAUAAGCUGCCCAGCUGCAACCCUAUUCACAAGACGUACGUGGAAAUGCAGCAGCAGAUGAUCAAUGCGGCCAUGGUCUUCCAGUACAUGAACAAGCAGGAAACGUUCGACGCAUUUAAUGCCGUCCACCUGCGGAUCCGCCAAAUUCUCACCAACCUCGACGCGGACGCACUCGGAACCAACACGCCGCCUCGGAACUUGGCCCCUUACAUCAGAGAAGGGGUAACACCUACGUGGCUCGCGGCGUAUGACGAGUUUAUGAACCGUUUCCUCGUUGAUACAGAGCGUAAGAUGGGGCUCUGGCAGCGCGAAUGCCGGGACGGGUAUGACGCUGCAGUACUCGCAUCAAAUCUUCAACCGGCACAAAAAGAUGCAGUCAGGGACAAGGUUAGGAACUACGCGAGUGGAAAUGGCGUUUACGCAGAUGCUGCUUUGACGUUGUCGGGUCUUUGGGAUCCCGUAAAGGGGAAUUAG
Molecule: messenger RNA, 2154 nt
Organism: Verticillium alfalfae VaMs.102
Lineage: Eukaryota; Fungi; Ascomycota; Sordariomycetes; Glomerellales; Plectosphaerellaceae
Exons: 5
Coding region: 1-2154 (717 amino acids)
Source: RefSeq, a predicted model, not a curated record